Dichomitus squalens LYAD-421 SS1 is the source of this 869-nucleotide messenger RNA. RefSeq lists its product as uncharacterized. The record is from RefSeq and is a predicted model, not a curated record. NCBI's taxonomy places the organism in Eukaryota, Fungi, Basidiomycota, Agaricomycetes, Polyporales, Polyporaceae. Bases 77 to 856 code for a protein of 259 amino acids. The transcript is spliced from 2 exons.
CUGCACUGAGCCUCCUCUGCUCCUUGUCGACACUCCCGUAACCGAUAAUACGCAUUAAAUUCCUACGUGGGCGCUUAUGGACCCUCGCGCACCGGAAGAAGAACCCGAAGAGCUCCACAACGGGUGGGGAGCUCUUUUCGACGAGGACGACGAGGACGAGGACUACACUCCCUCCGAGUGUGGCAGCGACCGGCUGUCGGACGCCUCCGACUGGGAUCCGGUCGAAGCUGCCCCCGAGAACCUGAUCCCGCCGAUUUACCUCCACAACACCAGGAUCAUGCGCGAGCGCCUCGCGUUCUCAGUGUCCCGCACGCGCACCAGCGUUCUCGAUCGCGUCAAGUAUAUUCUGGCAUAUAUGGAAUCAGUUGACAUGAAUCUGCCUCUUUUUUUAGAUGCGCUUAGCUGGGGAGACGAUGCCUGCAUUGCAGACCCCAAGGUUCAGUACGAGCGGACCGCCCUUAUGGGCAGUGAGGAGCUUCCCCGCAUUCUGGAGCGCUGGUACAAGGUUCCUCGCGCAUCCGCCUCGCGGCAUCACCACGUACGGCCCCAGGGCGCCAGGGAAGCUCUCGAGGAGUUUGCACUAGGUUGUGCAGAGGAGAUGGUGGAUCGCGAGCUUGAGGCUAGCUCGCAUCUCUUCCGUUCCCCCUCCGAUUGCCUUUCGGAGGAAGGCCUGACUCGAUUCCGGUUCUCGGAAGUUGCGGAGAGGUUGCAGGACAAGGUUUUGGGCGCUCCGAGCGUGUGGUGGCUUAUCCAUGGUGCGACACGGUGUUUCUGUCGUGCGUCACAGGGUAAAUCCCACAAAGAUGCUGUUUCCGUAUGCCUUGUAUCUACAUUGUUGUGUUUUGCAUUGAAUUGAAAUGUUGUGUCAG